AAAAUUAGAACUAGGCUGACAUUACAUUUCACUUGGUUACAGCUGACUGGGGAUUUUAAUCAUUUGGAGCCACAUUGAAAAUAAUUUCCCCCUGCAAUCUACUCUUAACUGAUAGUUACUAACUUUGGUUAUGUGAGCUUCAGCAUCCACUGAUAUUGGUAAGUAUUUGACAAUGUCUAUUACUUCAGAAUAUUACAUUAAUUGAUUUCUCAAACAAAGGUCCUUUCUGAAAUGGUACCUAUGAUUCAGCUAUUCAAAACCUAAUGAAGUUGGUGACUAUAUGACAAUGUGGAGAAAUCAUGACAGAAAAUGUGGUUUGUACUGGGGCUGUCAAUGCUGUAAAGGAAGUUUGGGAAAAAAGAAUAAAGAAACACAAUGAAGACCUGAAGCGAGAGAAGGAAUUUCAACACAAGCUAGUGCGGAUCUGGGAAGAACGAGUAAGCUUAACCAAGCUAAGAGAAAAGGUCACCAGGGAAGAUGGAAGAGUCAUUUUGAAGAUAGAAAAAGAGGAAUGGAAGACCCUCCCUUCUUCUCUGCUGAAACUGAAUCAACUACAGGAAUGGCAACUUCAUAGAACUGGUUUGCUGAAAAUACCUGAAUUCAUUGGAAGAUUCCAGAACCUCAUUGUGUUAGAUUUAUCUCGAAACACAAUUUCAGAGAUACCUCCAGGGAUAGGACUGCUUACUAGACUUCAGGAGCUGAUUCUUAGCUACAACAAAAUCAAGAUUGUCCCCAAGGAACUAAGUAAUUGUGCCAGCUUGGAGAAACUAGAACUGGCUGUUAACAGAGAUAUAUGUGAUCUUCCACAAGAGCUCAGCAAUCUGCUAAAACUUACUCACCUUGAUCUGAGCAUGAACCAUUUUACUACAAUCCCUCUUGCUGUGGUGAAUAUGCCUGCCCUUGAGUGGCUGGACAUGGGAAGCAACAAACUUCAACAACUUCCUGAUACUAUAGAAAGAAUGCAAAACCUACAUACAUUAUGGCUGCAACGAAAUGAAAUAACAUGCUUGCCUGAAACAAUCCGCAAUAUGAAAAAUCUGGGUACUCUUGUUCUCAGCAACAAUAAACUGCAAGAUAUUCCAGUAUGCAUGGGAGAAAUGGCAAAUCUGAGGUUUGUCAACUUCAGAGACAACCCACUGAAAUUGGAAGUAUCACUUCCUCCCAGUGAAGGCACAGAUGAAGAAGAGGAACGGGAAUUAUUUGGCCUUCAGUUUAUGCACACAUACAUACAAGAGUCACAGAGAAGAGCAGCUCUUCAGUUUUAUGUUUGUCAUGGACAGAUUCUGACAAUAUAUACAUGUAUGGCUCUGGAAAUUUGAAGAUCACCAAGUCAACGGUUCAACUACCUUACCAAUCUCCAUAAAUAUGGAUGGAUAAUAUAAUUCAAGAUGCCCUUCUAAAGAGGAUUACUUUGGUGAAUUCUCUAAUGUUUGGAUUUCUGAAGUAAAAAGAAAAGCUAUUACCAAAGUUUAAUGAGGCCACAGCAUUUUUUAAAGUUCAUAUUAUUUGUUAUUUAAAGUAUAUAUUUUUUAAUAUAAAAAUAUAAUUAAAAAUUUUUUUUGGUGGAA
Piliocolobus tephrosceles (Ugandan red Colobus) is the source of this 1568-nucleotide messenger RNA. It is a transcript of the gene LRRC39, whose product is annotated as leucine rich repeat containing 39. The transcript is spliced from 11 exons. Gene Ontology annotation, molecular function: protein binding. Gene Ontology annotation, cellular component: cytoplasm. Bases 300 to 1319 code for a protein of 339 amino acids. NCBI's taxonomy places the organism in Eukaryota, Metazoa, Chordata, Mammalia, Primates, Cercopithecidae. The record is from RefSeq and is a predicted model, not a curated record.